Messenger RNA from Chlamydomonas reinhardtii, 3737 nucleotides. RefSeq lists its product as uncharacterized. Gene Ontology annotation, biological process: fatty acid biosynthetic process. Gene Ontology annotation, molecular function: acyltransferase activity, transferring groups other than amino-acyl groups. The coding region runs from base 393 to 2774 and encodes 793 amino acids. The transcript has 11 exons. Gene Ontology annotation, cellular component: membrane. The record is from RefSeq and is a predicted model, not a curated record. Lineage: Eukaryota; Viridiplantae; Chlorophyta; Chlorophyceae; Chlamydomonadales; Chlamydomonadaceae.
GUGCACGCUCGGGUCCUUGUGCGCUGCUGCUAGCGAGGAGUCAGGUCCUUGGGCGGCCAGCCUUGGCCAGAAGAGCUCGCCAAAAAAGCGAGGGCGCGAAGCACUAGACCGCAAGGUAAAAGCGAUACGACACGUACACCGGCUGCUUUCACAAAUAUCAGCGUUAAAGUCUAACAUUUAGAGUUACAACGCCAACCCUGCACCACCUCGCUAUCAUAUAGCUGCUGUCCUCUUGGCUGUUACUAGUAGUGUUGUCUGUCGGCUUGCAUUGCGCGAGGCCGCAGCCGCCGUCGCAGCAGCGCGCAAAGGACGCAGCUGCAUAUAAGUUCGGCCCAGCCCCGCCGCCGGCUUGCUACAUCGCCCUCCGCCGCGCCCCCUUUCCGGAAGACAAGAUGGCACCGCAUGUGAUGCUGUAUGACUUGUACACCUACAAGCCGCCGGCUGAGUGCAAGGCGGAUCAGGAACAGAUAGCGCGCAUGUGGCGUUCGACUGGGCGCUACGAUGAGGGAGACAUCGCCUUUAUGGAGCGGGUGUUUGCGAACAGCGGCCUGUCGCCCACCGAAACGCACCUGCCGCCCACCCUCAACCCGCGCUUCGUGGGCAGCCGCGCCCGGACCGACCUGGAGGCGGCGCGGGAGGAGUGCAGCAUGGCGGUGUGCGGCGCGGUGGAGGGGCUGCUGAACAAGACUGGCCUGCGGCCCAAGGACAUCGACAUCCUGGUCACUACCUGCUCCGUCUUCUGCCCCACGCCCUCCAUGGCUUCCAUGUUGGUCAACAAGUUCGGCAUGCGGUCGGAUGUGCAGUCCUACCACCUGGGCGGCAUGGGCUGCGCCAACGGCGUCGUGGGCAUCAACUUGGUGGCCGACCUGCUCAAGGCCCACCCCAACUCCACGGCUGUGUUCGUAACCACCGAGACCCUUUCCGCCAACUACUAUGCCGGCCGCGACCGGCACCGCCUGCUGGGCCUCCUGCUGUUCCGCAUGGGCGGCGCCGCCGUGUGCCUCACCAACAAGCCUGGCCUGCGGGCGCGAGCCAAAUACGAACUGCUCCACCGCGUGCGCGUGCACAUGGGGCAGAGCGACGACGCGUUCCGCGCCAUCCGCCACUGUGAGGACUCCGAGGGGCUGCUGGGCGUCUACCUGGGCAAGAACGUGUGCAAGGAGGCCAGCAAAGCGAUGCAGCUGGCCAUGAUCGAGAUCGCGCCGCGCAUCCUGACCUGGCGGCAGCUCUUCGCAGUUGCAGUCGACAUAGCUCAGCGGCGGGCGCGCAAGCUGCUCGCCCCCAAGGCCGCAAAGCACAAGGCACCGGCACCGGCACCGACUGCUGUGGCGCCGGUUGCUGCUGCGGCUGCGGAUGCUGCGGCUGCGGCGGUGGCGGCAGUGGCGCCGUCGCAGAUGCAAACGGUGGCUAUCGAGGCGGCGGCUGCGGAUGGUUUGGACACCGGCGAUGGCAGCGGCGGCGGCGGUGGUGCUGGUGCUGGUGGUGGUGACGGCAAGGGCGACCGCGGCCCCCAGCAGCAGCACCAACCGCGGCACAAGCAGCAGCACCGCAAGAGCGGCGGCGGGGCGCACCAGGACGAGGACGCCUCUGACACGUGCCUCAGCGGCCGCGCUGACAGCGUGAGCAGCAGCAGUAGCAGCAGCGUCAGCAGCAACGGCGGCGACGGCGACAGCGACGGCGUCGACAUCGACAGCGGCGGCGGUCACGCUGUGAAGGCCGCCUGUGGCGUGGGUGAACUGCCGCUGCCGGCGACGGGCUCCGUCACCCCGGCCUGCCCCCCCACGCCGCCUCCCACCGCAGGAGCGGCGGCCCGUGAGCGCGGCAUUUGCUGCCUAGACCCGGGCGUCGGCACCGGCAGCACCACCAUCAGCGGCGCAGGUGCUGGCGGCGGCGCGGGCGCGGCUUCCACGCCGGCGCCGGUGCCGCCGGCUGCGCCGGCGGGCCCCACCAACCCCACGCCGAGAACUGCUGGCAACGCUGCUUCCGGAGGAGGCAGCGCUGGCGGCACCGCCGGCAGCACCAGUAGCAGCGACCACAGCAGCGGUCGCGGCUCGGCGGGCGCUGCGCCGUACCGGCCCAGCCUUCAGGAGUCCACCAUCCGCCACUUCAUCCUGCACGCAGGCGGCGCCAAGGUGCUGGACGGGCUGGGUGAGGCGCUGCAGCUGGAUGCCAGCCGCCUUGGCCCCAGCCGCGACACGCUGUGGGACUACGGCAACGUCAGCAGCAGCACGACCUGGUAUGCACUUGCUCACGUGGAGACGGUGGGCGGCGUGCGGCGGGGCGAGCGGGUUCUGCAGGUGGGCGUGGGCAGCGGCAUCAAGUGCGGCGUCAACGUGUGGAAGGCCCUUCGCGACAUUCACGAGGUGCAUGACGCCUGGGCACACCGCGCCAACCCGCCGGCGGCAGCCGCCGCCACCGCCUCUGCCAAGGUCGCCGUGGCCGCCACCGCCGCCGCCACAGCAGUCGGUGUCCCAGCGGGCGCCGAGCCGCUGCAGAAGUGCCGCACCUCCGCCAGCGCCCGCGGCCGCGGCGGCGGCUUCUGGGCAUGGCUGGCGGCGGGUCCUCGGUCGCCGUCGCCGUCGUCGUCGUCGCCGUUGCCCUCGUCGUCGUCGUCGUCGUCGUCGGCGGCGGCGGCGGCGUCAGCGUCAGGGGAUGCUGUGCUGGCUGAGUGCUGCGGCAUGGACCCUGUGGCGCUGCAGGCCCUGGUGGCGGUGGUGGCGGUGGCGGCUGUAGCAGCCGCGCUGAUGCUGCACGCGCUACUGCCGGCGCUGUAGCACUCCUACGUUUGAGGGGAUGGAGAGGGGCGGCGAGGAGAGAUGAGGGGAAGGGUGGCAGGAUGGAGGGAAGAUGAGGAGCUGGAGGGCAGGCUGGCAGUAUUCCCACGCAUGCAGGGCAGGGAGGUGGCAGCGUGCCACAGUGUGAUACGGCAAACUUGGCGGUGUGUUGCUUGGCAUCAUAAAAAUAGGUCCAUAGUCGCGAGCACUGCAGUGCCUCGGCGCGUGUGUUCGCAUUAGCAAGUAGGCAUCAGCUGCAAGGCCAGCAAGUGGCAAGCAGAUGGGUAGGUACUUAGCGCCCGAGGUCGCUGGCUGCAGGUGUGUGUACGGCAUGCAGAGCGCAUCCUGUGUUGAGUAGUACGGCACAUCGUGCGUAUUUCGUAUGGGGAUGCAGAAUAUUUGAUGUAUUGAAAUGCGCACUUGAGAGUAUAACUACUAUGCGCUGGGGUGAGGUGUUCGCCUUCCCUGAAGCGCUGCGCUCCGGGACUCAGGAGCAGUGAAAACCGGAGGAGAGAUUGAGAGAACGGAAGUAGAGGACCUUAAGUUGGAGUGUGUGGGAAGCGGGGAUGCUGGAAGGAGGACGGCAGGGAAGCGGGGAUGCGGGGCGGCGGCAUGGCCAUCCAAGUGGGGCAAGCAGUAUCCGCGUACGUAUGUGGAGGAGACGUGGUGGAGCGCGCCGCCGCCUUGUUGUUCACUGUUUGGCGAUUGGCAACUUGGCACAGGGACGCAGCCCGAUGACGCACUCCUGAUUUGGCUGACUUGACACCACCAUUGGCCCGUGCGGGUGUGCAUACAAUUCCAGCAUGUGUUGAGUAGCCAGUAGGGCUAAUUAAGUCGCUGAAGCUUGGAGCUACAGACCAGCAGGUCAGUAGGUGUCGAGCAAAGACAUGCACCGCUGAUGGGCCCUGAGCCAGGCCGAUGUAUUGCAGACCGAUCCAAUUGGCUUUGUAACCUGGCUGGAAC